Musa acuminata AAA Group (dessert banana) is the source of this 3874-nucleotide messenger RNA. RefSeq lists its product as uncharacterized. Gene Ontology annotation, cellular component: nuclear envelope; cytosol. Gene Ontology annotation, biological process: protein import into nucleus. Gene Ontology annotation, molecular function: small GTPase binding. NCBI's taxonomy places the organism in Eukaryota, Viridiplantae, Streptophyta, Magnoliopsida, Zingiberales, Musaceae. The coding region runs from base 161 to 3298 and encodes 1045 amino acids. The record is from RefSeq and is a predicted model, not a curated record. The transcript is spliced from 25 exons.
CACAUUUUCCGGCCCUUUUCAUUCAUGGUCACUUCGUCCUGUCUCUCCGCCUCACUCGCGAAUACAUCCGCCGAUCGCCGCCAGGAAAUCGAAAACCCUCGGUCACCAUUCCCAGAUUCGUAAGAAGAGUGUGUCGCGUUCAUAUAGUUUCGAGAGACGAAUGGCUCUCUCGGCGGCCGACGUCCAGACCGUGUACUCGCUCCUUUCCAAUGCUCUGAGCCUCGACGAGUCGGCCCGCAAGCCGGCGGAAUCCGCCCUCGCCCAGUGCGAGAACCGCCCGGGAUUCUGCUCUUGCCUUCUUGAGAUCGUUGCGGCGAGGGAUUCGGGUUGCCGAGAUGACGUUCGCCUCCUGGCCUCCGUGUAUUUUAAGAACAGCAUCACUCGCUACUGGAGGCACCGCCGUGAUACCCCGGGCAUUAGCAAUGAUGAGAAAAAUCAUAUAAGAAAGAAGUUGCUGUUACACUUGCGAGAAGAAAAUACUCAGAUAGCACUUCAGUUGGCUGUACUUGUAGCGAAAAUUGCACGUAUUGAUUACCCAAAAGAGUGGCCAGAGCUCUUUUCUUCUUUGGCACAACAACUCCAAUCAGCUGACAUGCUAGCUUCACAUAGGGUGUUCAUCGUUUUGUUUCGAACUUUAAAAGAAUUGUCAACAAAACGUCUUAGUUCAGAUCAGAGGACCUUCCAAGAGAUCGCCUCACAGUUGUUUGAGUACACUUGGAACCUUUGGAAGAAUGAUAUACAUACUAUACUGCAAAGCUUUUCUACUAUUUCGCAAUCCAUUACCAUGAACUCAUUGGUGGAACAAGGACAUGAUUUGCUUUUGGUUUGUGAAAGAUGGUUUCUGUGUCUGAAGAUCAUUCGCCAACUGAUUAUUUCUGGGUAUCCUAGUGAUACAACAACUGCACAGGAGGUCCCGCUGGUGAAGGAAGUUUGUCCAGUGCUCUUGAAUGCCAUUCAAUCAUUUCUUCCCUAUUACUCUUUAUUCCAGGAACGACAAGUUAGAUUAUGGGACUUCACAAAACGAACAUGUACAAAAUUAAUGAAAGCAUUAGUUGCAGUGCAAUCCAAGCAUCCAUAUUCAUUUGGUGACCAAGCCAUCCUUCCAGCUAUAGUUGAUUUUAGCUUGAAUAAGAUAACAAAUGCAGAACCCACAGUUUCAUUUUUUGAGCAGUUUCUGAUUCAGUGCAUGGUUUUGGUUAAGUCUGUAUUAGAGUGUAAAGAAUACAGGCCGAGCCUCACUGGUCGUGUGAUCAAUGAAAGUGAGGGCUCCUUGAGUUUGGAGCAAAGGAAGAAAAACAUUUCCACAGCUGUUGCUGGCAUACUUAAAACCAUUUUGCCAAGUGACCAUGUCAUACUGCUGUGUAAUAUAUUGAUAAGAAGGUACUUCAUUUUCUCGGCAAAAGAUAUGGAUGAAUGGUAUCAGAAUCCUGAACAAUUUCACCAUGAUCAAGAUAUGGUUCAGUGGACAGAUAAACUUAGGCCAUGUGCUGAAGCAUUAUAUAUUGUCCUCUUUGAGAACUAUAAACAAAUCCUGAGUCCUGUAGUUAUUUCCAUUCUUCGUGACGCGAUGAGUAGCUCCCCACCAUUAGAAACCGAAAUAUCUUCUGCAAUGCUUCUAAAAGAUGCUGCUUAUAGUGCUGCUGGGCAUGUUUAUUAUGAGCUCUCUAGUUACCUCGACUUCAGUGAUUGGUUUCAAGGAUCUCUGGCUAUUGAACUUUCCAACAACCAUCCAAAUAUGCGCAUUCUUCAUCGAAAAAUUGCAUUCAUUCUUGGACAGUGGGCUUCUGAGAUUAAAGAUGACACUAGAAAGCAGGUGUACCAUGCUUUAAUCAGAUUGCUUCAGGACAAUGACAUUGCUGUUAAACUUGCUGCCUGUCGGUCUUUAUGCUAUCUUGUUCAGGACACUAAUUUUUCUGAAAAUGAAUUUUUCGAGCUUCUACCAGCAUGUUGGAACUCAUGUUUCAAGUUGAUGGAAGAAGUUCAAGAGUUUGACUCGAAGGUACAAGUGUUGAAUUUGAUUUCUGUUCUAAUUGACCAUGUCGGGGACAGAAUUUCGCCUUAUGCACAUCAAUUGUCCAAUUUUUUCUGCAAGAUCUGGGAGGAGUCAGCUGGUGAAAGUUUACUGCAAAUUCAGCUUCUAGUAGCACUUAGAAAUUUUGUCGGUUCUCUUGGUUACCAGUCGUCGAUUUGUUAUACAAUGCUUCUACCUAUUCUGAAGAGUGGAAUUGAUGUUGAUAGCCCUGAUUCUCUCAAUCUUCUAGAGGACAGUGUCUUGCUAUUGGAAGCAACACUUUCGAAUGCUCCAUCAAUGAUGCCUCAAUUGCUAGAUUUCUUCCCAUAUCUGGUGGUUAUACUUGAAAGAAGCUUUGACCAUUUGCAGGUGGCUACUAGUAUUAUUGAGGACUACAUUAUCUCUGGUGGCGUAGAGUUUCUCAAUAGGCAUGCUUCAAGUCUAGCUAAACUACUUGAUGGAAUUGUUGGGAAUGUUAAUGAGAAGGGGCUGCUUUCAACUCUUCCAGUCAUUGAUAUCCUGAUCCAGUGCUUUCCUAUGGAGGCCCCUCCAUUGAUUGCUGGAGUUCUUCAGAAACUCAUCCUUAUAUGUUUGAGCGAAGAAGAUGAUCAUAAUCCUUCUAGGACAGCAGUGCGUGCUUCUUCUGCAGCCAUUCUUGCCAGGGUCUUGGUGAUGAAUACCAAUUAUUUUGCUCAGUUAGCAUCUGAAUCAUCCCUUGCUAUGGGCCUUCAACAAGCAGGACUUCCCAUCAACCAGAAUAUACUUCUUUGUUUGACUGAUAUAUGGGUUGAUAAGUUUAGAACGGCAUCAUGGCCACUGAAGUUCUCUUCUGGGGAUGAGCUUGUUUAUCCUUUGGGAUGGUUCAAAGCUCAAAUAGACAACGCCACAGUUAUACAGAGAAAGGCCUAUGCUUUGGCUCUUUCUGUUAUCUUGACUUUGAGAGUGCCACAAGUCAUUAAUAAACUUGAUGACAUUCUAAGUGUUUGUACAAGUGUUAUCCUCGGAGGAACUGAAGAAAUAAAUGAAGAUGACUCCGGUGGUGACACCACAAGCUCUUCUGCGCUCAACAAUGAGGCUAUUGGGUACGGUGGUUUCUCAGUCAGAGACUCAAGAAUGAGACAAAUUAAAGAUUCAGAUCCAAUCAAACAACUAUCCUUGGAAAACAUGCUGAAAGAAAACUUAAAAGCAUGUGCAGCUCUCCACGGAGAUGCAACUUUUAAUGCAGCUAUUAGCAGGAUUCAUCCAUCAGCAUUUGCUCAGUUACAGCAGGCCUUAAAGAUGGUUUAGAGAAUUUGAUAUGGAUUCUCCAUUCUUUCCGUUCUUGUUAUCUUGUGUGCCUCCGAAGAUUGAUUGCAUUGUGCUUUUUCUGGUGCAUGUAGCUUGUUGAUUUUUUUUCCAUCCCAAAUUGCAUUGCGUCCAUCCACCUUUUCAGCAUUAAACAGAGUUGAUGUGUAACAGUUAAAAUCAAAAGUACUGGAAGCUACAUGGCGGGUGUAUAUCUGGAACGAUUUCUUAGCACCUUGUCAUGUGGCUCGAGAAAUCAAAUGUCCGUGAGAAGCAGGUAAAAUUUUAGCUGUCCUGCUACAUGGUGAUUAUUCAUAUUUGUAUAGUUUGGGCAAUGGCUGUGGAAAUGGGGUUUUGACGAUUUUCCAUAUCAGUUAUGUUUUGAGGACCAUUCAUCAACAAUGAGUUGUACUUGUUGCGAUUAGAGUAUCAGAAGAUAUAUUGUGGAGCAGUUUUUUCUCCAGCAGUAUUAGCAUAUGACAUAGACAUGUGGAGGAACUGCUUUGUUGUGUCGGUAUGGAAUUCUUGUGAUGAAUAUUUUUGUUUUGUACAAAUUGUGGAAAUGGAUCAUUUGAUCAA